UCGAUCGUUGCGGUUCGAUCGGCCGCGGUUCGACCGAGUGUGGGUCGAGCGGAUGCGGUUCGACAGCGAGUCGAGCAGUUGCCGUCGGUUUGACGUCAGGCCGAGGGGCCGAUACGAUCAUAGAAUCGGGUGCAUGAGUAAUUGUGCCAAUGAUUCGGUUUGGUUCGACGGAAGCGAGGCCAAACACUCGGUUGGGUCGAGUCGAGCAUCGAACGGUCGAAGAUGACACACACACAGCAUAGAGACAGGGCCAAAACAAAAAAAAAAAAAAAAAAAAAAAAAAAACAAAGAAUAAAACACCGAAAAUGGUGAGGGGCAAGACCCCGCGAGGGAGGCGAUGUAAUUAAAAGAGAUGUAAUCCAAGUCGCUCACAUGCGUAGGGCAAAGUACUGUAACGCACAGUGCGGACGCCUAGUGUAGGGGCGACAAGGACAAAAGUAAAGAGUCGAGUACAAGUUCCAAGUCACUCACAUGCGUAGGGCAAAGUACUGUAAUACACAGUGCGGACGCCUAGUGUAGGGGUGACAGGGGGAUGGAACAAGGAAAUGCUACCAGGGAGACACGACUGUCCGCAAUUGGUUACAGAUACUGUAACGCACAGUACUGUGACUAGCUUCAGCGUGUAGGUAAAGACACAAAGUAAAUGAAAUAAAAGGUGAAGAGUCAAUUGCUAGUUCCAAGUCACUCACAUGCGUAGGGCAAAGUACUGUAAUGCACAGUGCGGACGCCUAGUGUAGGGGUGACAGGAAUAUGGAACAAGGAAGCGCUACCAGGGAGACACGACUGUCCGCAAUUGGUCGCAGAUACUGUAACGCACAGUACGGUGACUAGCUUCAGCGUGUAGGUAGUAGGUAGGUAGGCCACAAAGUAAAUAAAAAGACGCACAUAAGGCGAUCAAAGAACUAUAGACGAAGAAGAAACCAUUUCACAGCACACCACACUCCAUUUCACGGGCACAAGGACACACAAGGAAACUAAAUCUAGUAUAAACGCUUAAGGACACACGCACCACGCACACACCUAUACAUAUACCUACUAAUACAUAAGUACAUAUAGAGAUACACACGUAACAUCAUACACACAAACACUAUAAAUACGUAGAAUAAGAAAAGAGAAUAUUCAAAAUAGAUUAUAUGUCAAGGGAAAGCAGCAGCCAAAGGGUUAUUCCGGUAGACACGGAAGCUUUAGUAGCUAGUGACGAGAAUCAAGCACAAUUAGAGAUGAGUCAACCCAACAACGCAAGUGUGCUCGAAGCGGUUCGAGUCAUAGAGCUGGUGGAGAUUAUACCAAAGUAUGAAGGAAGUGUAGAGAAGUUAGAUGGGUUUAUAUCAGCGGUAGAGCAGAUAUUAGGCCUCAUAAAAGGUGAGGAAAGGUCAGCGGUAGGAACUAUAGCCCUUAGGGCUAUAAGAAGCAAGGUAAUAGGAGCGGCAGAUAGGACAUUGGAGUUGAAUGAGGUAGAUUUGAAUUGGGACAACAUUAAAAAGGCAUUGCUGUCUCAUUUUAGAGAUAAGAGAUCCGAGCAGGAUUUAAUCAUGGAACUUACACACAUAAAGGAGAAAAAAUUGGAGUUAGAGCCACUAUAUCAAAAGGUGUUGGAGUUAAGAAAGGCACUCGUCAGCUUGGGUAAGGCCAAAGAGCCCAACCCGUUGCUAAGGAGGGAAAAAACCAAAUGGUAUGAAGACAUGACACUAAACGCCUUCCUCUCGGCUAUAAAAGGGCCGAUAGGGCUAACAAUUAGGAAUAUCCAUGUAGACGACAUUUCAAAGGCAUACGAAAUAGCCUGUAGAGAGAGAAAUGUCUAUACUCUGGAUGGGCCGGAACAGGGGGCAAAAAAGUACCUGACAACAGAGAACCAGGCUAAAGAAACUAAAGAACCUUUGGCGCAAGAGCUCGACAGGAAAGAAACUCAGACGCCAGGGGUGCACCGGGAAACGCCAGGCUGGCCACAGUACCAAUGGGGAGUCAACGAUCAAUCAUCGUUCGGUAUGCCGUUCCCAAUGAAUAAUGGAAGUGGUUGGCCAGGUUUUGGGUUCGUCUACCCAAUGGGUGGAAACCCCUUCAGGGGAGCUCCCUUUAUGCAGAACGAACAAGCAGGGUACACUAGGGGCCCAGGUCGGAACCAGCAGUAUAGGAACCCUAGAUGGGGCUACGACCAACAGAACAAUGGAAGGCGUUGGGGACAGAACAAUCGCCAAGAGCAAUUAGCGAUCCAGUCACCACAAGACGCAGGGAGAAGCGGACAGUCAAGGAUGUCUAGAAUGACAAAUAACACAGGGCAGUCAUAUAACUCCAACAAUUCCAGACAGUCGUACGCAGCACAGCAGACACCUAGUACCUCAACUAGAGUUAGCGGACAACCCGCAGUUGGUCAGCUACACAAUAUUCAGGAAGAGGACGGAAAUUUUCUCCAGGCAGCCUCGAACAAAGCACAGGAUACCUAGGAGAAAGGAAGAAUCAGUCGACCCUGCCUUAUAUAGUG
Messenger RNA from Drosophila subobscura, 2479 nucleotides. RefSeq lists its product as uncharacterized. NCBI's taxonomy places the organism in Eukaryota, Metazoa, Arthropoda, Insecta, Diptera, Drosophilidae. The coding region runs from base 1134 to 2441 and encodes 435 amino acids. The record is from RefSeq and is a predicted model, not a curated record. The transcript has 2 exons.